AUUUUUCAGAUUCAGAACCCUGAUAUCUCGAAUAAUGUUGUGAAUUUUUGUUAUGGUUAUGAAAAGAAUUAAAAUUUUCGUUCAAUAAAUUUCUUAAAUAAACACAAUGCCGCCGUCUGUUUAUUCGACUGAACAUAAAAUAUGGAUAGUUAAACAACUAUUGAGUGGACACAGUGCUAGAAAAGUGAGAGAUUUAUUUGCUGUUGAAUUUCCCGAAUCUCCAAUUCCAUCACUUCACACUGUACAAAUAUGCCUACAAAAAUUCAAUCAAUUUGGUUGUAUAAACAAUGACCAUAAACAUGCAUUACAUAAAAAACGUGAAAAAUAUCUCUUGACUGAAGAAGUACAAACAAAAAUUUGUGCAAGUGUUGAAGAAAAUCCAAAUAUUACAAGUCGUGAAAUUGCUGAGGAAAUGGGAGUUUCAAAAACGUCUGUUUUAAAAACUCUCAAGGACGCUGGAUAUCAUCAACGUCGAGAAAGUAUACAUUGUUCAGAUGGAAAAAGUAAAUUAUUUCGUGUUUGGGCGAGGGGAGAACCAUUUGAAAUGGUUACUGUUCAGUACGAUAAGGAAUAAGAUCAAAAACAAAUAAAAAAAAAUUUAACUUUUUAUAAAUUUAUGAAUUAAUCAAUAAUGCGUAAGUGAUGUAUAUGUUAAAUACAUAUAUAAAAAAUAUUGUAAAUAA
Molecule: messenger RNA, 683 nt
Organism: Leptopilina boulardi
Lineage: Eukaryota; Metazoa; Arthropoda; Insecta; Hymenoptera; Figitidae
Exons: 2
Coding region: 107-574 (155 amino acids)
Source: RefSeq, a predicted model, not a curated record